ACUCGCUUAGAGUAGGAGAGUCACCCGCAGCGCAGCCGCAAGACAAACUGUGAACUGGUCAGAACCUCGCGAAAACCUCCCUGUCACAUUAUGUUUGUUGGAGGCAAUUCAAGAAAGUAAGGAACAUUUAAGAAGAUAAACACCCGUGAAGUCAGGGCUGGAAGUCUUUUAAAAGUGAAGGAUGGGCGAGCCGGUGGAGACAGCGUUUAAAAGCACGGGCGCACUGUGGCUGCUCCCACUGAGUGAAUACCUGGGCUUCCCUGUGGAUCAGGUGAACUUCGUGAUGAGUCAGCUAUUUGCACUGGUUGCUGGCUUCUGGUUUCGUCUCUACCUCAGUCCCACUCACACCAACCCACUGAUCAGACAUGCAGUGGCUUCACUCUUUGGCAUUGCUAUCCUCAUUUUCUGCUUCGGAUGGUAUGCCUCUCACAUGCUCACUGUAGUAUUGGGAAGUUAUUUGAUUAUCAUAAAAAGUGAUAUCAACAAUGUACACAGGUAUACAAUGGUGUGGGCUAUAGGCUACCUCAUAUUGUGCCAAGUGAUACGUGUCUGUAUUUUUAACUAUGGAAUUCUCUCAACAGACUUUUCUGGGCCUCUGAUGGUAGUUACCCAAAAGCUUACCUCUCUAGCAUUUCAACUCCAUGAUGGUAUGUGUAAGAAGCCAGACAAACUAAACCCAGAACAGAAGCUCCUGGCAUUAAACCAAAGACCAUCUUUAAUUGAAUACCUGAGUUAUAACCUUAACUUCCUGAGUGUAUUGGUGGGACCAUGCAGUGACUAUAAGGACUAUAUAGACUUCAUAGAAGGUCGACAUAUCCUCAACAGGCUACAAUCAGGAACAUGCAAUGGGCAUAAUGGAUAUAAGAAGCAAGUAGAGCCAUCACCACUGAGGGCUGUGUGUGAGAAACUGCUCAUUUGCAGUGGCUGUAUGUUAUUUUUUGUCAUUGUGACGCGGUCUCUGCCAGUAACAUACAACGUGGAUCCAUACUUUUUAGCCAAUGCCUCCUUCGUGACAAGGCUUAUCUAUGCAUUUUUCUCCGUACAAGCUUCUCGGCCUAAAUUCUACUUUGCUUGGACUCUUGCUGAUGCAGUCAACAACGCAGCGGGCUAUGGCUUCUCAGGAAUGGAUGAGAAUGGAAGGCCAUCUUGGGAUCUUCUCUGCAAUGUAAACAUCUUGGGAAUUGAGACAGCAACAAGCUAUAAGACAUUCAUAGACAACUGGAAUAUUCGCACCGGGAUUUGGCUCAAAAUGGUGUGCUAUGAUCGAGCUCCUCGAUACAGGCUGCCUUUGACUUUUGUUCUGUCUGCAAUUUGGCAUGGCCUCUAUCCAGGAUACUACUUCACGUUCCUCACUGGUAUUCCCAUUACCAUUGCAGCUCGAGCUAUAAGGAAGUCAAUUCGGCACUAUUUCCUGGGAUCCAAAAUCAUUAAGUUUGGGUACGACAUAGUGACUUGGGCUGCGACACAGUUUGCCAUUUGUUACACUGUCAUGCCCUUUUUGCUUCUAGCAGUUGAGCCUACAGUGAUUUAUUACAGAUCUAUGUACUUCCAUGUACACAUACUCAGCAUUUUGAUAGCUGCUGUCCUGCAUCGGAAACACAAACCCAGGGACCCCUCUGCCUUGAACAAACCCACCCCCAUUUCCUCAGAGAACUCACCAGCUCACUGCAACAACAAUGGAGCCCAUAAAAUCAAAUAAAUACAGGUAUUUGCAUUAUCAUGUACUGCUCUCGGCUUCCUCAGUGUUCUACCAAAGUGCCUGAUCUGAAACUGGAAAACUAUCUUAUUUAUUUUUUGGGGACAAAGAAUGGACAAGAACCUUCUGCAGUUGUAAAAUGUCUGUCAUGUUUGACACAGCAGCAGAUAAGACUGUGCUCUAGUCGAAGGCCUGCACAUCCACCUCAAAUGGAUUGUUUAUUUAUAUGUUUAUAACUUAUAUUUGUCUCUAUAUGUCUUCCAUUGUUGACAUUUACUACUUUUAGAAACUAGUACGUCCAUAUUCACAAUGCAUUUAUUGUGCUGAAGUUCUUUAAAGCUAGGAAAAGAGCCUCUUCCAAUUGACUGACCACAGUUGAAUUAUUUGACCAGUUCCCAUUGGAAAAUCUUCAGAGAAUAAGUCACAGUCUUGUUUGUUUAGUAUUGCAAAAUAAACAUAGUAUUAAUUGACGAUUGUGCAUCCUACUGAUCUUAUAUCGUUUUGAGUAUUUAUAAAUGGCUUAUUUACUAACAUUAACAUUUUAUUUAUUCCAAAGUGUUACUAGGAUGUUUUGUUAUACUGUGCAAAAACAUUUGUUAGGUGGCAUAUUUACUUUACACUUAAAAAAAAAGACAAAUAAUGCCAUAACUGUGUAAACACACUGGUGGCCCAUGGUGUUGUUUUGUUUGUUGUUGUCGUCCAAAACAAAAUCAUUGUCAUUGUUUUACACUGGAGGUGUUUCCUCUCUGGAAAGAAAAUUUUGGUUCAGCACCUGAGAUCAAACUGAGCCAUCUACUGGUGGGUUGAGCCAUGAUUCAUAUGAUAAAAAAAAAACUAAUCUUGUAGUAAUGACGAAGUUUCUACUCUAUUGCCUUACUCCAAUGUAUGAGGUGUUACUUUUACUGAAUACAGAAUACAUUACAUUCAUUUGUGAUUUGAAAUAAUAUAUGUCAUAUUUUAAAUCCAUAUUUGGUCAUGCAUUACUCCUUACUAGCUUUGAUCUUGUACUAAUCUGCCAAUGUGCAGGAGAUAUUAAGACCAGUAUGAUGUUAACAAGUAAAUAGAUUGCAUUGUUGUUUGAAUAUAUUAUUUGCAUUGUCAUAUAUGAUCUUAUUGCCUGAAAACUCUUAGUGAAUAUCAAAUUUUCUAUGGUAUGUAGUGGUGAUAUUAAGAUAUUGUCAGUAUAAUUUGAUAAUAUCACUUUCUGCACUGAACGUUAAAUGCUUUUUGGUCUUUAACACUGUUUAAAAAACUGGAAAAGCUUUCAGGUUUACUGUGACUAUUUUAUUUCCACUGUAAUUGACAAAUUCAAAUAAGAAUGUUUAUUUAUACAAGGAGCCAUUUACAUGAUACAUAUUUAUGUUGAGCUGCUAUUAACAUAUGUGUCUUAAAUACUGUUCAUUUUUAGUAUUGCAUAUGGUUAAAGUGUGUGAUAUUUAACAAGAUAAAUAAAAAGCUCUAAUCUGUA
Boleophthalmus pectinirostris (great blue-spotted mudskipper) is the source of this 3164-nucleotide messenger RNA. RefSeq names its product membrane bound O-acyltransferase domain containing 1 (gene mboat1). Gene Ontology annotation, cellular component: membrane. Gene Ontology annotation, biological process: lipid modification. Gene Ontology annotation, molecular function: acyltransferase activity. The record is from RefSeq and is a predicted model, not a curated record. NCBI's taxonomy places the organism in Eukaryota, Metazoa, Chordata, Actinopteri, Gobiiformes, Gobiidae. The transcript has 13 exons. Bases 182 to 1699 code for a protein of 505 amino acids.